GUCAUUCUCAUUGAAUGAUGAUGCUCAAUGAAUUAAAAGUAUUUCGUCCUUCUAUCUUAUAUGAUCACAAAUGUUGAAUGAUUUUCUCAUCGUUUAGAGGGCGGCUAACCUGAGCGCUGUCGCAAUGAACAUCACUCAAAAAGAAAAGUUUAAAAACUUCAAAAUGUACUACAUCGACUUCGAUAUACACGCAAUCAUAAACAUGUGGGAAACCCAAGGUGGGGAAGCAUGGGAAGUCAUUGAACCAGUGGACGGAUUUCAUCCAGGACAAAUAUCUCAAGCUCUCAGUGCAGAGUAUAUGUGGAACCAGAUGCAAACAAAGUAUCCAGAAAUAUUAGGGGCACCGAAUCCAAAUAACGAUAAAAUCAGGACAAUAUUUGGUGAUCAAGGCGGACAUUGAUAUAUUAAUUGGCCUAAUUGUGAUAGCCUAAUUGGUAGCGGGUUGGGUAAUUGUGAGCUGGUUUACUAAUUCAAUUUGUGAUGAAUAAAUAAAUCCUUUAAAAAUAUAGAUUAUCAUUGACCAUUCUGCGGCAAUUCCU
Messenger RNA from Styela clava, 539 nucleotides. NCBI's taxonomy places the organism in Eukaryota, Metazoa, Chordata, Ascidiacea, Stolidobranchia, Styelidae. The record is from RefSeq and is a predicted model, not a curated record.